AAACAAGAAUCCAAACACUAAGAAGUUGUAGUCAUUACCAAUAAUCUUUACUAUUAUUUAUGAGAAUGGAAAAACAUGAUCAUCUCCAGCCAAUGUUGUUCCGAAUUCUUCUAAUUGUAGCCUUUCUACUACAAUUCAACAACACAUACCAAGUGAAAGCUCUUACUUCUUCAUCUGAUAAGCAAGCCCUCCUGCAGUUCAAAUCCUCCCUGCUCGAUCCUCUAAACACACUCUCCGGUUGGAAUUCCACCUCUUUCCAUUGUUCUUGGAUUGGCAUUUCCUGCUCCAACGACACUAAUAACCACCGGGUCAGUUCCCUUAGUCUUUCUGGUCUUGGACUCUCUGGCACCAUUUCACCUCAUCUUUCAAACCUUACUUCUCUAGAAAUAUUAAACCUCUCCAAUAACUCCUUUUAUGGGAUCAUCCCUGAAGAGUUAUCGCGACUGUCAUCCCUUAAAAGGCUGAUUCUAGCAAAAAAUUCCUUAAUUGGCCACAUUCCAGCUAAUCUUUCUAGAUGUUUUAACCUCGAAUCAAUCCGUUUGGAGUAUAAUAACUUAAGUGGGAUAAUCCCACCUGAACUACAAAGCCUCUCCAGACUUCAAGCUCUUGGGAUUAAAGUAAAUAAUCUAACAGGACAAAUCCCCCCGGAAAUAGGAAACCUCAAAUCUCUAGAGUAUCUUUCGAUAUCCGAUAACCAACUUGUGGGAAACAUUCCCCGAAAUUUAAGCAAUCUUGGAAAUCUCGUUGUACUCGAGUUAUCGCAAAAUAAAUUGGUCGGAGAGAUACCCGACACGAUUCUCAACAUGUCUUCUUUACACCAUCUAUCUUUAGCAUAUAAUAGCCUCUCAGGAACUAUUCCAGCUAGUAUUAUAGGAUGGUCAAGUCUUAGAGAACUAUUUUUGGGGCAUAACGAGUUGGAAGGGAUAAUCCCACUUUCUUUAAGCAAUGCUUCCAACAUCGAGAGGCUUGACUUAUCCUUCAAUAACCUUCAAGGGGUAAUUCCAUCGAUGGGUAAUUUGAAGAAUCUCACAACAUUGCAUCUUGUUGACAACAAUUUAUCUUCAAACACUGAACUCAAUGUUGAAAUGUUCAAUUCACUUACAAAUUGCACCAAGCUAGAAAAAGUUUGGAUGGGUUCCAAUCAACUAGCCGGAGAGCUUCCAGCUUCAGUUUCAAAUUUGUCGACAACUCUAAGAGAGUUCUGCGUCGAUAACAAUCUUCUGACGGGUCGGUUUCCUGAAGGACUUGACAAGCUUCGGAAUCUCACGGUCUUGGCAAUACAACAAAAUUCUUUCACUAAUGAGAUACCAAUCUCCAUUGGGAAGCUUAGCUCGUUAUAUAUGUUGUCAGCUCAAGGGAACAAGUUCACGGGCCAAAUCCCCGAUAUGUUUGAGAACUUAACUGAGCUAUCCAUCUUCACAAUUGGGCAGAACCAGUUGUCAGGAGUGAUACCAUCGAGUGUAGGAAAAUGCCAUAAAUUAAGAAUAUUGGGGCUAACCGGGAACAUGCUUAAAGGAAACAUCCCAAGUGUGAUUCUUAAGCUUCCAGGUCUUCAACAAUUGCGUGUGGCGCAAAAUUUAUUGACAGGUUCUCUUCCCUUUGAAGUUGGAAGCCUUAAACAGCUCGAAAUCAUGGAUGUUUCGGGCAAUAUGAUAUCGGGUGAGAUCCCGAGAGAAAUUGGAGAUUGCUUGAAUCUACAAACUCUUAAUAUGGCAAGAAACCAACUUGUUGGUAGAAUACCUGAUAAUCUAAGUAAACUUUCACUGUUAUCAAGCUUGAAUUUGUCUUUUAACGACUUGGAAGGACAAAUUCCAGUAGGAGGCGUCUUCAUGAAUAUCGGUUGGAAUUCUCUCCAAGGAAACACUAAGCUCUGCACUGCCAUCCAAGAUUCGACAAACAAGUUCAAUGUUUCGAAAUGUGCCGUUAUUCGCAGCUCACCAACCAAGCCUUCAGCUCUUUUGAUCAUAAUCCCAGUGGGAUUUACCGUUCUGGCAUUUGUUCUGUUUUGUUUUAUUCGACAAAUAGUUUUGUACAAGAGGCAGAAGAAACGAGGACAUAAUUCAUCUUCAACUCCAUCGAUCAAGAGAAAACAUCAACUGAUAUCUUACUCUAAGAUCCUGCACGCUACCAAUGGUUUCGCAAAAGAAAACUUGAUUGGAAAGGGAGGUUUCGGAGAAGUGUAUAAAGGAACAUUCCGAAAUUCAGAAGUAAGUGCCGAUCACUCGGAUGAAACCUUGGCAAUAAAAGUUUUUGAUUUGAAGAUAAGCAAAGCGAGUAAGAGUUUCAGUGUGGAAUGCGAAGCAUUAGGUGUGAUCAGACAUAUGAAUCUCGUGAAGGUGUUAACUUCAUGCUCUAGUAUUGAUCACCAAGGAAAUGAAUUCAAGGCCUUGAUAAUGGAGUUCAUGACUAAUGGGAAUCUUGAUCAAUUGUUAUAUCCAGAAGAUGCUGAAAUUGGAACUACUCUUUCCUUAUUACAGAGGAUUAACAUUGCAAUUGAUGUAGCUUCUGCCAUGGAUUAUCUGCACAAUGAUUGCAGCCCGGGUAUUGUGCAUUGUGAUCUAAAACCAGGAAAUAUUCUUCUUGAUGACAACAUGGUGGCUCACGUUGGAGAUUUUGGUUUGGCGAGAUUCCUCUCUGAGCGAGAGAAUAGCACGAUAGGACUAAAAGGCUCAAUCGGUUAUAUAGCCCCAGAAUAUGGAGUGGGAGGCGUAUGUUCGACAAAGGGAGAUGCUUACAGCUUUGGGAUCUUAGUAUUGGAGAUGCUCACAGCAACAAAACCUACAGAGGAGUUGUUUCAAGAAGGAUUGACUCGGAAUAAGUUUGAGUUAGCAUGCGAAGAAGGCAACCUGCACAAUAUUGUAGAUCCCAGGCUCUGGAUCGAAGCUGAACAAAAUGGCUCAUCCAGUUCGAGUAGUACCAUCAUAAGUACCAACAUUUCCUCAAACAAUUGGCAUGCGAGAUAUGUGGAGUGCAUGGUAAUGCUAAUGAGGAUAGGCUUGUCAUGCGCGGCAAAUUCGCCUAAGGAUCGGUGCAACAUGAGAGAAGCCUUGACCAAAUUGAAAACCAUCCGAGUUACUUUCUUGAAUGAAGCAUGAUCUUUUUUUCUUUAUAAAUUUAAAUUUGACUCUGUUACCUACGAGCAAAUUGAAUGUACCAUCAACAUUAUUAAGUAUGCCUUAUUCACAUCUUGUGAUGAAUUUGAUAUAGUACAUGGAUAUAGGCUUCAAAAAUUUAAUCAUAUCAAAAAUUGAUAUUA
Messenger RNA from Impatiens glandulifera, 3256 nucleotides. Its product is annotated as probable LRR receptor-like serine/threonine-protein kinase At3g47570. The record is from RefSeq and is a predicted model, not a curated record. Gene Ontology annotation, biological process: protein phosphorylation. Gene Ontology annotation, molecular function: protein binding; protein kinase activity; ATP binding. The transcript has 2 exons. Lineage: Eukaryota; Viridiplantae; Streptophyta; Magnoliopsida; Ericales; Balsaminaceae. Bases 60 to 3095 code for a protein of 1011 amino acids.